This is a messenger RNA of Cornus florida, 5578 nucleotides long. RefSeq names its product ABC transporter C family member 14-like. The record is from RefSeq and is a predicted model, not a curated record. Bases 1070 to 5578 code for a protein of 1502 amino acids. The transcript is spliced from 11 exons. Gene Ontology annotation, cellular component: vacuolar membrane; plant-type vacuole. Gene Ontology annotation, molecular function: ATP hydrolysis activity; ABC-type transporter activity; ATP binding. Gene Ontology annotation, biological process: transmembrane transport. NCBI's taxonomy places the organism in Eukaryota, Viridiplantae, Streptophyta, Magnoliopsida, Cornales, Cornaceae.
CCUCGACACAUGAAUCAUGUUCGAAUUUAUAUUUGUGCAACAUAAACGAUAUCGGUUGGUGCACAAGAAAGUUCACAAGAACCUCGAAAUAGGAGGGAAAUUCAUGAGUCAUGAUUUGAUCUAUAAAUGGGACUUACUAAAUAUGUUUACUCUAUUAUUUUUUUAUUUUUUUUAUUUUUUUUUAGAGCACAUGUAUCAGCCCCACAAUACAUUUACUAUUCAAAUCACGAGUACGAUUCAAAAAAAGAACUUACCUUUCGAAUCCCUACUGACGUCGCUAUACUUUUUACUCUAAUUAUGGAUGGGGACAUAAUAAUAUUUCUUCAUCUAAGUCAAUAGUCAUCCGUGCUAUGAAUGGGACACACCGAACAAGGCUACUCUAUUUUAUUUUUAUUUUAUUUUAUUUUGUUAGUUCCCAAUAAAUAGCCUACGUUUCCAAUGCAACAUUUAUUUUUUUAUUUUUAAAGAAAUGCACCAUCUUAUUUAGCUCUCUCUUCACUUAAAAUACAAUGGAACUUGUCAGUCACUAAACUUCUUCCACCUUGUCUUGUUCUUAACUACACACCCUUUGAGCAGAACAUUUUAUACCUCUCUGAUCUGUUUCAAUAAGUCUGAUAAUAACGAGGAGGUGAUUUUAUUUUUGUGUUCACUUUCAUUCAUCUGAUUUUUUUAUUUUUUAUUUUUAAAUUUAUGCGUUUCAAUCAUUUCUUGGUUUAGUCACCUCCUGAAAGUACACAAGUCUGAUAAUAACGAGGAGGUGAUUUUAUUUAUGUGUUCACGUUCAUUCAUCUGAUUAUUAUUAUUAUGUUUUUUUUUUUUAAAUUCACGUGUUUCAAUCAUUUCUUGGUUUAGUCUAGUUCAUGUUAUUAUGUACUGCUCACUAUAUCAAUCUUUAUCUCUGUUUCUGAAUUUGAUACACCUAUAUAUGAAUAUAUGAUAUGAUAUACAUGUAAAGUCGUAUUUUUGUUUCUAUUUUUCUGAUAUUUUUUUUCUCUUAAUGUCUAUGCUUCUCUUUCAGGAGACUACAUACUUGAGAAGCAAGUUUUGAUUCUAAGUUUUAUCAGCAACCAUGUCCUCUGCUUCAUGGCUCACAUCUCCCACAUGUUCAUCAGAUAUGUCAUCUUCUGUUUCAGUUUCAAUCCAAUGGUUGAGGUUCAUCUUCCUAUCUCCAUGUCCUCAAAGACUUCUCUUUUCAUCCAUUGAUCUUCUUUUCUUGCUCACCCUCUUCGCGGUUUCUCUCCAAAAGCUCUGUUCUAAAUUCAUCUUUCAACCUCGUUCCACCUCUUCCACCAUUGAUAAGCCUCUCCUCGGAACCAACAAGCCUAGUUUCAGAGUCACAAUCUGGUACAAACUAUCUCUAACUUUAACAGCUUUUUCAGCAAUAUCAUACACAGUGCAAUGCAUCUUAGCCUUCAUUCAAGGUGUCCAGUCUCAAUGGAAGCUAAUGGAAGCUGUUUUUCGGUUAGUCCAAGCGAUAACCCAUGUUUCGAUUCUGGUUCUGAUUGCUCAUGAAAAGAAAUUUGAAGCUAUUACUCAUCCUAUGUCCCUUAGACUCUAUUGGGUAGCAAAUUUUGUUAUGGUGUGUUUAUUCAGUGCUUCAGCUAUCAGCAGAUUGAUUUCUGUUGAUGAAUAUUUAGAUCCCACUAUGAGAAUGGAUGAUGUAUUUUUGUUGGCUUGUCUUCCCAUUUCUGCUUAUCUUUUUGUUGUUGCCAUUAAAGGGUCAUCUGGGAUUAGUGUGAUUGGAGAAUCUGAAUUAGGUAUAGACUCAAGAACACAACUUCACCAAUCCACAUUGAUGGAUUCUAAUGUGAGUGGCUAUGCCACUGCUUCUUUGUUCUCUAGAGCUGUGUGGCUUUGGAUGAAUCCAAUACUAAGUAAGGGAUAUAAAUCCCCUUUAAAGAUCGACGAAGUUCCUUCACUUCCACAUGAUCUUAGGGCUGAAAGAAUGGCUGAGCUCUUCGAAAUGAAUUGGCCUAGGCCAGGUGAGAAUUCAGAGAACCCUGUAGGAACCACAUUGAUCCGGUGCUUCUGGAAAGACCUUGUUUUCAUAGGUUUCCUUGCCAUUGUGCGGUUGGCUGUGAUGUAUGUCGGUCCAGUCCUCAUCCAAAGUUUUGUCAAUUUCACUUCUGGUAAGAGCAGCAAUCCAUAUGAAGGAUACUAUUUAGUAUUGACCCUCUUGAUUGCGAAAACCAUUGAAGUGCUUAGCUCCCACCACUUCAAUUUCCAGUCACAGAAACUCGGGAUGCUUAUCCGGUCCACUCUCAUCACUGCUUUAUACAAAAAGGGGCUGAAAUUAUCAUGUUCCUCCAGGCAGUCUCAUGGGGUAGGACAGAUUGUGAACUAUAUGGCUGUGGAUACUCAGCAGCUCUCUGACAUGAUGCUGCAGCUGCACUCGUUAUGGAUUAUGCCGUUACAAGUUGUUGCUGCAUUAGCCCUCUUGUAUGCCUACAUGGGUGUCUCAAUGCUUGCAGCAUUGGGUGCAGUUGUUGUUGUUUUUAUCUUCACUCUGAUGAGAACGCGCAAGAACAACAUAUUCCAGUACAAUGUGAUGAGGAACCGUGAUUCCAGGAUGAAGGCGAUGAAUGAGAUGCUUGGCAAUAUGCGCGUGAUCAAGCUCCAAGCAUGGGAGGAACACUUCAGUAAGAGGAUUCAAUCUUUUCGUGAAUUGGAGUACGGAUGGCUCAGCAAGUUCAUGUACUCAAUCUCCUGCAACAUGGUUGUGCUCUGGAGCAUUCCAAUUUUGGUUGCAGCACUGACAUUUGGGGUUGCAAUUUUGUUGGGAGUGUCUCUUGAUGCAGUAACAGUGUUCACAGCAACAACAAUCUUUAGAAUUUUGCAGGAGCCUAUCCGGACCUUUCCUCAAGCUCUUAUCUCAAUUUCACAAGCAAUGAUCUCCCUGGGGAGGUUGGACAAGUAUUUGACAAGUCGGGAAUUGGAUAAUAGAUCAGUGGAGAGAGAGGAAGGUUGUGGUGGUAAGGUAGCCGUGGAGGUUCAAGAUGGGACUUUUUCAUGGGAUGAUCAAGGCGGUGAAGAGGUUUUGAAAGGUGUGAAUUUUGAGAUCAAGAAAGGGGAGCUUGCUGCAAUUGUUGGAACUGUUGGAUCAGGAAAGUCUUCCUUAUUGGCUUCAGUUCUUGGUGAGCUGCACAAAAUUUCAGGAAAGGUGAGAGUUUGUGGGACAACUGCUUAUGUGGCACAGACAUCGUGGAUACAGAAUGCAACCAUCCAAGAGAACAUCUUGUUUGGUUCACCAAUGAACAGGGAAAGAUACAAGGAAGUGAUUAGGGUUUGUUGCUUGGAGAAGGAUUUGGAGGUGAUGGAACAUGGUGACCAGACUGAGAUCGGAGAGCGUGGCAUCAACCUAAGUGGUGGCCAAAAGCAACGCGUACAACUCGCUAGAGCAGUGUAUCAGGACUGUGACAUUUAUCUUCUUGAUGAUAUAUUUAGUGCUGUGGAUGCUCAGACUGGCUCGGAAAUAUUCAAGGAAUGUGUGAGGGGAGCUCUCAAAGAUAAGACCAUUUUACUUGUGACACACCAAGUUGACUUCUUGCACAACGCUGAUCUUAUACUGGUAAUGAGAAAUGGGAUGAUCGUGCAAUCCGGGAGGUAUGAAGACAUUCUGGAAUCCGGCAUGGAUUUUGGUGCACUUGUAGCUGCCCAUGAAACCUCAAUGGAGCUUGUAGAAAUGAGCAAUGCCGAAACAAGUGACAAUCCCCAACAAACGCCAAAAUCACUCCAUGCCUCCUCAAGCCAAAGAGAAACCAAUGGUGAAAACAGGCUUGUGGACCAAACCAAAUCUGAAAAAGGCACUUCAAAGAUCAUUGAAGACGAGGAGAGAGAAACUGGUCGCGUCAACUUUGAUGUCUACAGGCAGUAUUGCACCGAGGCUUAUGGAUGGGGGGGAGUUGCAGCUGUCAUACUGAUGUCUUUGCUGUGGCAGUCAUCUCUUAUGUCAAGUGACUACUGGCUUGCAUAUGAGACGUCAGAAGAUCGUCUGUUUAGCCCUUCUCUGUUUAUCAAAAUUUACUCGAUCAUAGCUGCAGUUUCAUGUGUUUUUGUGGUAAUCAGAUCAUUCCUUGUCAUAUUUUUGGGCCUCAAAACUGCUCAAAGUUUCUUCAAUAAACUUCUAAACAGCAUCCUCCAUGCUCCAAUGUCAUUCUUUGAUACUACUCCUUCAGGAAGAAUUUUAAGCCGAGUAUCAACUGAUCAAGCCAACAUUGACUUUCUGAUUCCCUUGUUUUUGGCAAUGACAUUGGUUAUGUACUUCACUUUACUUGGUAUUGUGGUCAUUACAUGCCAGUAUGCUUGGCCGACGAUAUUCCUCAUAAUUCCUCUUGCUUGGCUGAAUUUCUGGUAUCGGGGAUACUACCUUGCAACAUCUCGUGAGUUAACCCGACUUGAUUCAAUAACUAAAGCCCCAAUCAUCCAUCACUUCUCGGAGACCAUUUCUGGCGUUAUGAUCAUACGCUGCUUCAGGAAGCAGGACAAGUUCUUUCAAGGAAAUGUCGACAGGGUCAAUGUGAAUUUGCGAAAGGAUUUUCACAAUUAUGCCUCAAACGAAUGGUUGGGAUUCCGGUUGGAACUUAUUGGCAGCUUUGUCCUCUGCAUUGCCACCAUGUUCAUGGUCUUGCUUCCAAGUACUAUUAUUCAACCAGAAUAUGUUGGCUUAUCUCUAUCCUAUGGCCUGCCCCUCAAUGGUGUGCUGUUUUGGACCGUAUUUAUGAGCUGCUUCGUGGAGAACCGAAUGGUUUCAGUCGAAAGAAUAAAACAAUUUAUAAAUAUCCAACCAGAAGGUCCAUGGAAGAUCACAGAUUGUCUUCCUUCUCCCAAUUGGCCCAGCCAUGGUGACAUUGAGAUAAGGGACUUGCAGGUCAGAUAUCGACCAAACACUCCCCUGGUUCUGAAAGGCAUUACUCUUAGCAUUCAUGGAGGAGAGAAAGUCGGUGUUGUUGGCCGAACUGGGAGUGGGAAGUCGACUCUGAUCCAAGCCUUCUUUAGGCUGGUGGAGCCUUGUGGUGGGAAAAUCUUAAUUGAUGGGGUUGACAUUCGCAAGCUAGGCCUUUAUGAUCUCAGGUCUCGUCUUGGGAUCAUCCCUCAAGAACCUGUGCUCUUCCAAGGAACAAUAAGAAGCAACAUCGACCCUAUUGGGCUGUAUUCGGCUGAAGAAAUAUGGAAGAGUCUUGAACGCUGCCAACUGAAAGAUGUGGUUGCUGCAAAGCCUGAAAAACUCGACGCUGCAGUGAUCGAAAAUGGAGAGAAUUGGAGUGUGGGGCAGAGGCAGCUUCUGUGCUUGGCGAGGGUCAUGCUAAAACACAGCAAGAUUCUUUUUAUGGACGAAGCAACGGCUUCUGUUGAUACACAGACCGAUGCUGUGAUACAAAGGAUCAUUCGCGAGGACUUCUCAGAGUGUACAAUCAUCAGCAUUGCUCAUAGGAUUCCCACAGUUAAAAACUGCGAUAGAGUGUUGGUUAUAGAUAACGGAUUGGCAAAAGAGUAUGACACGCCAUCUCGCUUGCUUGAGAAGCCCUCACUUUUUGGUGCAUUGGUGCAAGAGUAUAGCAACCGAUCAUCGGGACUUUGA